This is a messenger RNA of Calidris pugnax (ruff), 650 nucleotides long. RefSeq names its product NADH:ubiquinone oxidoreductase subunit B8 (gene NDUFB8). Lineage: Eukaryota; Metazoa; Chordata; Aves; Charadriiformes; Scolopacidae. The annotation marks the transcript as partial. The record is from RefSeq and is a predicted model, not a curated record. Gene Ontology annotation, biological process: mitochondrial electron transport, NADH to ubiquinone. The transcript has 4 exons. Gene Ontology annotation, cellular component: mitochondrion.
GGUCCCCGCGCCCACCCGGCCUUCUUGUUCUCAGCUUCGGGGCUGUCCAAGGAUAUGUUGCCCGGGCCGUACCCCCGGACGCCGGAGGAGCGGGCAGCCGCCGCGAAGAAGUACAAUAUGCGGGUGGAAGAUUAUGAGCCCUACCCCGACGACGGCUUCGGGUAUGGUGACUAUCCCAAGCUCCCUAAUAAGUCUCUUCAUGAGAGAGACCCCUGGUACCAGUGGGACCAGCCGGACAUGAGGCAUAACUGGGGACAGCCGAUGCACUGGGACUUUGACAUGUACAUUCGGAACCGUGUUGACACGUCCCCCACGGUGGUUCCCUGGCACACCAUGCGCAAGCACUUCCUUGUCUUUCUGAGCACCAUGCUGAUCAUGUUUGCUGUCGGGCAGAUCUAUCCCUCCUACAGGCCUGUGGGACCGAAGCAAUAUCCCUUCAAUGACCUGUAUCUGGAGAGAGGAGGAGACCCCAAUAAAGAGCCGCCGGUGGUGACGCACUAUGAGAUCUGAAAGCUGUUGACACGCCGUGUUUCUCCUGUCUCGGCUCUGCUGGGGAUGGCACCUUCUCUAGAGUUCACUGUAGUGUAUGUUAAUGCUUGUUCUUCAAUGUCCAGCCUCUAACUGCAGUGAAAUAUAUCUGUGAUACCUAC